This is a messenger RNA of Venustampulla echinocandica, 483 nucleotides long. RefSeq lists its product as uncharacterized. The record is from RefSeq and is a predicted model, not a curated record. The transcript has a single exon. The coding region runs from base 1 to 483 and encodes 160 amino acids. Lineage: Eukaryota; Fungi; Ascomycota; Leotiomycetes; Helotiales; Pleuroascaceae.
AUGGCAGUCCUACAAGAUGUGCCAUUCGAAAUCCUCACUAAAAUCCUAACAUUUGUUGUGGACCGACCAUAUCAGCGGUUGUCUUUUGUGUGUUCUCUAUCGAAUUUGUCCCGUCAGUUCUACCACGUUCUACGACCGCUUAUCUUCAAAAAGGUCUGGAUUCUAUUCGGCCCCGGACGCGCAGAAUUUGCUCUAUUCUUCCGCAGUCUGAAAGAGGACCCAGCCCUAAUCGAGAUGGUUCAAGAUAUAGCAGUUGAUUGGAUAGAACCCUUCGGAGACGAACCUACCAGCUAUGCCGACGACCUCCUUAAAGUCUUAUUAAGCUUGAGAACACUGUCGAUCAAUGCUAAAUGGAGUGCCGAUUGUUUUCCGUCGCAAUUCCUCGAUAUUAAUCCGAUGAGGAACUUAAGAACUGUUAAGUUGCAUGGCCGUCAACUCAAAAGGCAGAGGACAUACGGAGGUAUCUGGUUCUCGAUCAUGUAG